This is a messenger RNA of Medicago truncatula (barrel medic), 962 nucleotides long. Its product is annotated as bet1-like SNARE 1-2. The record is from RefSeq and is a predicted model, not a curated record. Lineage: Eukaryota; Viridiplantae; Streptophyta; Magnoliopsida; Fabales; Fabaceae. Bases 146 to 547 code for a protein of 133 amino acids. The transcript has 6 exons.
CGAGUUCUUUCUUCUUCUCUGAGGGAUUCAAUUCAUUCAUUACACAUUACUUGGUUAGAUCUCAAAACAAAAGAAACCUUCUCAUCGUUUUCACAUUGUUUUCUUAUUCUCAAUAAGAUCGCUCGUUUUAUUUUACUAAUCAUCAAUGAAUUAUAGAAGAGAUAACCGGUCAUCCAGAUCAUCACUUUUAGAUGGUCUUGAUAGUCUGGAGGAGGGUGGUUUAAGGGCUUCUUCGUCUUACUCAUCUGAAAUAAAUGAGCAUGAUAAUGAUAAUGCCAUAGACACUCUGCACGACAGAGUUUCUUUUCUAAAGCGAUUGACAGGUGAUAUACAUGAGGAGGUUGAGAGUCAUAACAGUAUGCUCGAUCGGGUGGGUAACAAAAUGGAUGGAUCAAGGGGCAUGAUGUUGGGAACCAUGGAUCGAUUCAAGAAGGUUUUUGAGAAGAAAUCAACAAGGAAAACAUGCUCACUUGUGGGUUAUUUCACACUUGCCUUCAUAUUCAUAUACUACCUUAUUAGGAUGCUUGGAUAUUUUACACUAGGAUGAUGCCCAUUUUAUAAAGCUAGAUUGAAUGAUGGUCGUUUGGAAGUAAAUUCCUGUUCCUGUGCUGUGAAAUGUUCGGAACCGUUGGCAUGUGGUUUGAAACUCAAUUGUGAAUUUUGAAACUUACUGCAUAUAUAAAGCUUAACAAAAGUCUAUUGUUUACUUCCCGUCCUCACAUGGUCAUGUAUCAUUAUCUUACAGGGGGCACUAUAGUUUUAAAUUAAUUUUUUUAUGUAAAUUCUAGCAAUAUGAAGUGAUUUAUUUGUUUGGCAGUAAUUGUAAGUGUUAUGAAACUAACACUUCCCAAACACACCAUUGUCAUGGAUCCCAGAUAAGCUGGAAUCACAUGGACACUGUUUUGUAUCUAAACAUUGUGCAUGUCAAUAAACUUUUGUAGGAUGAUGGAUAUUUGCGAUCA